Parus major (Great Tit) is the source of this 1431-nucleotide messenger RNA. Its product is annotated as ovalbumin-like. Bases 25 to 1188 code for a protein of 387 amino acids. Lineage: Eukaryota; Metazoa; Chordata; Aves; Passeriformes; Paridae. The record is from RefSeq and is a predicted model, not a curated record. Gene Ontology annotation, biological process: negative regulation of endopeptidase activity. Gene Ontology annotation, molecular function: serine-type endopeptidase inhibitor activity. The transcript is spliced from 7 exons.
CCUUUAGGUAACGCUGAUUUCACAAUGGGCUCCAUCAGUGAAGCAAAUGCAGAAUUUUGUUUUGAUGUAUUCAAAGAGUUGAAAUUUCACCAUCCCAACGACAACAUCUUUUAUUGCCCCCUGAGCAUGAUUGCAGCCUUGGCCAUGGUCUACCUGGGAGCAAGAAAUAACACUGAGGAUCAGAUGGAGAAGGUUCUUCACUUUGACAAAAUUGCAGGACUUGGAAGUAUCCAGACCAAGUGUGGCAAGUCUGUGAAUAUCCACCUGCUGUUUAAAGAAAUUCUCUCUGAUAUCACUGCACCAGAAGCCAAUUAUUCACUGCACAUUGCCAACAGACUUUAUGCUGAAAAGACAAGUCAGAUCCUACCGAUUUACUUAAAGUGUGUGAAGAAACUGUACAGAUCUGGUCUAGAAACGGUCAACUUCAAAACAGCAUCAAAUCAAGCCAGACAACGCAUUAAUUCCUGGGUGAAAAAUCAGACAAAUGGACAGAUCCAGGAAUUCCUUGAACCAAGCUCUGUUAAUCCUCAGACUGUGCUGGUCCUUGUGAAUGCCGUUUACUUCAAAGGGAUAUGGAAAACUGCAUUUAAAGAAGAACACACUUGGGAAGUGCCCUUCAAUGUGACAGAGCAAGAGAGCAGACCAGUGCAAAUGAUGUAUCAGAACAACACCUUCAAAGUGGCAAGAGUGGCUGAAGACAAAAUUAAGAUCUUGGAGCUUCCAUACGCCAGUGGAGAGCUGAGCCUGUUGGUGCUGCUGCCUGAUGACAUCUCUGGCCUGGCACAGCUGGAGAACAAAAUCAGCUAUGAAAAACUCAUGGAGUGGACCAGUUCCAAUGUGAUGGAGAAGAAGAGGGUGAGGGUGUACCUCCCACGCAUGAAGAUUGAGGAGAAAUAUAACCUCACAUCUGUCUUGACAUCCUUGGGUAUGACUGAUCUGUUCAGCCCCUCAGCCAACCUCUCUGGCAUCUCUUCAGCAGAGAGCCUGAGGAUAUCUGAGGCCAUCCACCAGGCAUACGUGGAAGUCACUGAAGAGGGCACUGAGGAGGCUGGGUCAGCAGAUGACAUAGAUGACAUCCAACAGUCCUCUGAGGUUGAAGAGUUUAGGGCUGACCACCCAUUCCUUUUCUUGAUCAAACACAAUCCAAGCAACCUGAUCCUUUUCUUUGGUAGAUAUUGUUAUCCCUAAAGAGAAAAUGGCUGGAAAUAGUGCUUGCCUAUCCCUAUGAAACAGACCCCCUUUACUCUAGUAUUGUAGUAUAAUAUCAUCUCUUCAAUAUUUUCUGCAAGUGGAAAGGCUACUCUAAGUUGUGCCCUUUCCUGAAGCUUCCAUAACAAAGACACACCUGCAGGUGAGGAAGCAGCAGCAGUGUGUUUGCUCCUUUCCCUUCUCAGACUGGUUUCAGUGUUGAUUGAGCCAAGCAAAGCCUAA